Molecule: messenger RNA, 306 nt
Organism: Fusarium venenatum
Lineage: Eukaryota; Fungi; Ascomycota; Sordariomycetes; Hypocreales; Nectriaceae
Source: RefSeq, a predicted model, not a curated record
AUGCAAUUCAUCAAGCUCACUCUCCUUACAAUCGCUACAUUUCUCUCCCUCGGAGAAGCAUGCAAGUGUUACGGAAGCAAGGGAAACCUCAACAACGGCGCAACUCACAAGUGUUGCCAAGACUACAAGGGUGUUUACUCUGGCAACGACUGCAAAGACGGCUCUAUUUCCGAACACCUCAGUGGAUUCGACCGCUGCUGCAAGGGACAGGGCUCAGACUGUGACUUUCCCCGCCUUGCCGCUGCUGACACCAAGAUGGUCAAGGCUACUAAGCACGUCGAGUUCAAGACUGCCCUUGCUGCUUGA